Molecule: messenger RNA, 1053 nt
Organism: Penicillium mononematosum
Lineage: Eukaryota; Fungi; Ascomycota; Eurotiomycetes; Eurotiales; Aspergillaceae
Exons: 1
Coding region: 1-1053 (350 amino acids)
Biological process (GO): polysaccharide biosynthetic process
Cellular component (GO): membrane
Molecular function (GO): acyltransferase activity, transferring groups other than amino-acyl groups
Source: RefSeq, a predicted model, not a curated record
AUGAGGCCACUGGUAAACAUCCAGGAUGGCGAUUACGCUGGACUAGGUAAAUGCCUUUCCUCCGCCGUAUUCCGCCGAUGGUUUCGUCUAUACAUUCCUGUCAUUUGCACAACAUUAUGCUACAUUACAUUCUUGCACUUGUUUCAGGUCACCGCUGUCCCAAAGCUUCAAGGAAGCUACCGCGCGGAGCUAUGGAAUUGGUACGCCGAGUUCAAGAAUUUCAGUUUCCCUCUCCGAACAGGCGGCGAGCCCUGGUUCACAUACAAUUUCCAUGCGUGGUCUAUACCCGUCGAACACCGAGGCUCUCUGGCCGUCUAUACCGCCGUUCUCGCCUUUUCGAGAUUUCGCCGCAAUGCCCGGCUCCUAGGCGAAGUCGCCUUGGUUGUGUACCUUUUGUACAUUGCGGAUGGAUCACACUAUGCUAUGUUCAUUGCCGGCAUGCUUCUACAAGAUCUCGACCUCCUCGCCGUACGAAAUGACUUGCCACGCUUCUUUCUCCGACUGGGUCCCUUUAAGACAGCCAUCAUGACUGUUCUCUUCUAUGCAAGCCUUUAUCUUGGAGGAGUCCCCUCGCACACGGACAAUUUGCAACAAUUACGUGACUCACCAGGGUGGUACCUCUUAUCGUUCCUAAAGCCACAGGCUGUGUUCGAUUACAAGUGGUUCUACCUGUUCUGGGCCGCUGUCUUUCUCGUCGCAUGCACAUCUCACCUUCAGUGGCUCAAGACAUUCUUUACCGCCCCGUUCAACCAGUACUUGGGCCGUAUUUCGUUUGCAUUCUAUCUGGUUCACGGACCGGUUCUGUGGACUUUGGGUGAUAGGCUCUAUGCUGCAGUGGGUUUCGUACGCGAUUCACACCAUGAGAAUUGUCCCUGGUGGAUUAAUCGUCUCCCCUUGCCCAACGUUGGUCCUCUUGGGCUUGAAGUCAAUUUUCUCGUCGCGAACCUGGUUCUGUUGCCCUUGACUAUCUGGCUGGCAGAAGUCGCGACUAGACUAGUUGAUGAGCCCGCGGUGAAGUUCUCUCAGUGGAUCUACCAAAGGGCGCUUGAUUGA